AUGGAGCCCGCUACGAAGUCAGAUCACAGUGGACACAAUUCAACCGCAGACGGGAUCGGCCGGAAAAGAGCUGUGGAGUGGUUCGUGGGCAUCGAGACGGGCUGGCAUGUAACCUCGCGAUCAACAAAACUCAACCUUCACGACCCUGACCCGGGCACGAUCCACCACGGGCGCCGUGUCGAGACCGGUGACGAGCACGAGCACGCCGCGUUCCCACCGAGGAAUGAUGAUGAAUCCCAUCACAUCCGCGUGUGA
Messenger RNA from Penicillium lagena, 255 nucleotides. RefSeq lists its product as uncharacterized. The record is from RefSeq and is a predicted model, not a curated record. The coding region runs from base 1 to 255 and encodes 84 amino acids. Lineage: Eukaryota; Fungi; Ascomycota; Eurotiomycetes; Eurotiales; Aspergillaceae. The transcript has a single exon.